AUGCAUUAUGAAUGGUUAAGUAACGGAGUUUUACCAUCAGAAAUGGAAAAUCAUACAAUUAUUAUUAAAUCAAUUGAAUAUCCUCCACUUCUUAUCGAUCCAUUUGGACAAUAUGAUCAAUGGAUGAAAAAAUAUUAUAAUCUACCAAAAAUUUAUUUUGAUAAUCAAUCAAAAGAUGAUGUUGUAAUGUCAAUUGAACAAUCAUUUUUAUCUAGAUCAAAAAUUUAUAUAAACAAUUGUAAUACAUUAGAUAGUGUUCUAUAUUCAUUAGCACAAUGGAAAGCAACAUCACAAGAAUCGAAUUCUAAUGCUGAUCUUAUUUGGUUUGAACUUCUUUCAUUACCAAAUUUAUUUAAUCAAGAUGAUCAACUACAUCAUUUAUCAGAACCAAUUUCAGAAAAUGAUCAACAAUGGAAAAAUUGGUAUGAUAAUCCUCAAUUAAAUUUAUUUCAUAAUUUAAAUAAUCAGCAAUUUUCUCAAAUUGAAAAAUGA
Messenger RNA from Adineta steineri, 492 nucleotides. NCBI's taxonomy places the organism in Eukaryota, Metazoa, Rotifera, Eurotatoria, Adinetida, Adinetidae. The record is from the annotation of a GenBank genome assembly.